Sordaria macrospora k-hell is the source of this 762-nucleotide messenger RNA. RefSeq lists its product as uncharacterized. Lineage: Eukaryota; Fungi; Ascomycota; Sordariomycetes; Sordariales; Sordariaceae. The record is from RefSeq and is a predicted model, not a curated record.
AUGAGCUCCCCGUCGUCGUCGACAUGGUAUCAAGGCUGGGAACGGAGGAGAAGCUCGUCACCCAGCCUUGGUGGUACAGUGUUGGAUGGGUCGUUGAGCAGGGUGCCAUCGACCAGCGGCGCCUUGAUUCGAAACCCUAAAGGCAAUUCUCCUAGGGGAGUUAGCAACCGAACUCCUGAGAUCAAAGUUUGGAAAUGGAGAAGACGGUCUAGGAAGACUGGAAGCGGGAGCCUUGACAAUGACGCGCCUACAGUUUCACCAAAGACGAACUCAAACCCACCACAGCAGCAACCACCGGCGUCAAGCACCACGCCUAGUUCUCCACAGAGCCGCUUUCGCACCGAGGAGGCCCAUAUCCUUGCCCUCCAAAGCCCAGGCGUACAACUAAUGACCAGCACCAGCCUAGUGGAAAGCGAGUGGCUCGCACCGAAACAUAGCCUUCAGACGCCUAGGCUGUUAGACCCAUAUCCAGCCCAAGCCACCCCAGAUGUUCCUACUGAGUCCCGCGGUUCUCCUGGGUUUCUCUCCAAGAGAGGCAUCAGCGCGUUGUCUGUCUUGCAGAAGACAAAGGACGUAAGCUGCGAAGUGCCCACUACACACUACACAAGUAAAUAUAUGCUGACGUCAACCGAACAUAAUAGAAAGCAAAGAAAUACUCUUCAUCGGGACCAGCAAGUGAACGUCGCUCCGACCCUAUUCCAGAUUUAUCGAAAGAUGGCUCGAUUGUGCUCGCCAGGCGGAACAGUGGUGAACUGGAAUUAA